Messenger RNA from Neohortaea acidophila, 1009 nucleotides. RefSeq lists its product as uncharacterized. The transcript is spliced from 3 exons. Bases 158 to 931 code for a protein of 257 amino acids. The record is from RefSeq and is a predicted model, not a curated record. Lineage: Eukaryota; Fungi; Ascomycota; Dothideomycetes; Mycosphaerellales; Teratosphaeriaceae.
UGACAGCGGCGACGUCAUGGCGCGUGCAGGGAUGUUGAAUGGCAUGUGAAAGCCAGCCACACCUCCGAUGAUCGAAGAGCUUCAACAUCUUCCUCAACCCAUACACGCUUCGCCACUACAUCAAUAGCUGUGACACUCGACUCCAAACACCGCAACAAUGGACGACCCCGUAGCAGAAAUCAGCGAAGUCAUCCUCAAACUCACCACCGGCUCCCCGCGGACGCAACAGCAGGCGCUCGAGCAAUAUUUCGUCCCGCAAGCCUCCUUCUUCCACCCCUUCUGCUCCGUCCACCACAACCGCGCCGUCCUCCUCAGCAUCUUCCAAUGGUACAAAAUCCUGAGUCCGCACAUUGACCUCACCGUCAACUCCAUAGCCUACGACGAGCACCACCUCACCCUCUACAUCAACAUCUCGCAAACCUUCCGCAUCUUCCUCAUCCCCUUCUACUCCGCCCCCGUCACCCUCACCACAGUCCUGCAACUCGAGCGCGGCCCAAACCUGCACCUCCCGCCGCAGCAGCGGCCCAAACCCGUCUCCACCGCCCUGACGCCCCACAAAUACUACAUCCGCUCGCAAAACGACCUCUACCAAGUCGACCAGUUCGUCCGCUUUUUCCUGCCUUGGGGAUUGGGCACGACGAUUGUGUUGCUGUGGCAUUGGUUCGCGACGUUGUGUUGUAUUGUGGGCGCAAGGGUGGGGGCGCCGGUGCGGUGGAGUAGUCAGCGACUGGCGAAUGCGAGGCCUGUGUAUCCUGAUGUGACGCCGGGGGAUGUUGUGGUUGUGGAGAAGAAGAAUGGGGAGAAGGAGGCGGUGAGGGUGAAUGGGGAGGGGAAGGAGUUGACGGAGUGGGAGAGGGAGGUGAAGGAGGUGGUGCGGGAUGAGAAUCGCAAGGCGGUGGCGGAGAUGCAGCAGGAGAGGCAGCAGUUUUGAGAGUACUGGAUGGUUUGGGAUGCCGAUGCUAGUUAUAGAAUGGUCACGCCGAACAUCUUGUACAUCCUCUUGAACCCA